Messenger RNA from Drosophila guanche, 1313 nucleotides. Its product is annotated as serine protease grass-like. Gene Ontology annotation, biological process: proteolysis. Gene Ontology annotation, molecular function: serine-type endopeptidase activity. NCBI's taxonomy places the organism in Eukaryota, Metazoa, Arthropoda, Insecta, Diptera, Drosophilidae. The transcript is spliced from 5 exons. The coding region runs from base 39 to 1238 and encodes 399 amino acids. The record is from RefSeq and is a predicted model, not a curated record.
AAUCGCAGCUCAGUCCGUGCGGAAGAGCUUUGUGGAGAAUGACGGCACCAAUGCUGUUGGGAAUAUGUCUGUGUCUGGUGUCGCUGGCGCACAGUGGAGCAGGAACAGCAGGAAGACCCCAUCCCUCCUACUGCACAACCUUCAGGGACAGGCCUGGCUGGUGCAGGCACUACAGCAAAUGCCCAGACUUUAAUGAACUCAUUGCGAAAUGGAAGGGCAAUCUAGCGCUAACGGAGGAGGAAACGAGGCUCAAGGAAAGCUCUGGCUGCUCAACCAAGCAGGUGAGCCACAGGAUGGAAGGAUUCGGGAUUUGGGAUGCGCACUCAACUAUCUGUGGACCGUUGCAGACAUUCGUCUGCUGUGAAGAUCACGCGAGCGAAGCGGGACUGCAGCUGCUACAUCAGUCUGAGGAGGCAUGCGGCAAGUUCACGGGUCCCAAGGUGUUUGGCGGCACCGAAAUCAAGAUGGGUUCGCGGCCUUGGAUGGCACUGCUCAGGUACAAUGCCAUAGUUCCCGGCAGCCGGGAAAGGGAUCAAUUUCUGUGUGGUGCAACGCUUAUCGCGACACGCUUCGUUCUGACAGCCGCGCACUGCGUGAUCGAUAUAUUGCCCGUGGCAGUGAGGCUUGGGGAGCACAACAUAACCUCUGAGCAGGACUGCAGGAUUGUGAACUCGGAGGUACGUUGCCAGCCGCCCCACGUGGACGUAGGCAUUGAUAAGGUCAUUCGGCACGAGGGGUACUCGAAAUACACGCAACAUAAUGACAUAGCCCUCAUCAAGCUGUCCCGGGAAGUGCUGUUUACGGAUCACAUCGCUCCCAUAUGCCUGCCCCUUUACGCAGAGCUGCAAAAGAGUAUCCAGGAGAUGCCAGUCAUGCGAGUGACGGGAUGGGGCAGGCAGCAUGCCAAUGGAAAUGAUUCCGAUGUGCCCUUGGAGGCUGGCAUCACCCGCUUGCCCCUCGCCAGCUGCAGCGCCCUGCAGAACCGAUCCAUCGCCGGGAACCAGAUCUGCGCCAGUGCCUCGCUCCGGGACAGCUGCAAGGGCGACUCUGGGGGCCCGUUGUUGUACGCCUUUAGGUACCAAAACAGCAUCCAGCGCUUCGUGCAGAUCGGCAUCGUGAGCUACGGCCCCGAAGACUGUGGCCACCAGCAGCUGGGACACCCGGCCGCGGAUCAGACAGCAGUCUACACGGACCUUGCCAGAUUCAUUCCCUGGAUCUCACAGAAAAUGGCCCAGUAGCAGCGCCCAAAUGUGGCCCAAGCGUAUAUAAAGUUAUCUUGGAUAAACAUAAACAGAGUUCUCUUGCUUCGUGAA